This is a messenger RNA of Sphaeramia orbicularis (orbiculate cardinalfish), 2703 nucleotides long. It is a transcript of the gene cdc42se2, whose product is annotated as CDC42 small effector 2. Gene Ontology annotation, cellular component: plasma membrane. NCBI's taxonomy places the organism in Eukaryota, Metazoa, Chordata, Actinopteri, Kurtiformes, Apogonidae. Gene Ontology annotation, biological process: regulation of Rho protein signal transduction. The transcript is spliced from 5 exons. The coding region runs from base 288 to 512 and encodes 74 amino acids. The record is from RefSeq and is a predicted model, not a curated record. Gene Ontology annotation, molecular function: small GTPase binding.
GACGUAUUCAUGGAGCGCAGUUCCUGGUUUUUGCAUUCUUUAGCUUUCUGUCGAACGUACGUUUUCUCCCCGACAAACCGGACGACAUCAGUGUCCACAGGUGUGAGCGGCUCUGUGUUGGAAGAGCACUGUUUGUGCCCACAGCAUACCCCCCCAAAAAAACAGUAGUGGGUGUUUGCCAUCAGCUUCCGGUGUGUGUUUGCAGCUCUGGUAACAGUGAACAGGAAGACAGACAGAGAGACGUCUAAGUUGAGAGAGGAAACUGCUGUGGCUUCGUCUGCCUCAGAAUGACUGAGUUCUGGGUUUGUUUCAGCUGCUGCAUUGCAGAGCAGCCACAGCCUAAACGGCGGCGACGAAUCGACCGCUCAAUGAUUGGGGAGCCAACAAACUUUGUUCACACCACACAUGUAGGCUCAGGUGACAUGGGCCUAGCAUCAGUGGACCUUGUUCAAGCCCAAAUGAAAUCGAAAGGGGGCUACGCACACGGAGGGUCUGAAGGUUCGCAGUUGUAACGAGCCCUUCACAGUCUUGUGGAUACUACUGUUGUUGUUAAGAGGAAACAUUUUCAAAAAGCAGUUCUGUCUGUAAUGGACACAGGACCAAAAGAUGAAACUACUGCUUUUCCAUAAUGUUGUAUAUAUUUUUAUUUUCCAUUCUUUUUUUUUUUUUUUUUUUUAAUGAAAGCACUGCUGUCCAUUUGCUGCCAUACUGUUGCACUGUAAAGAGUAACUGUUAAAAGUAGAUAAGAGGGUUUAGAAAGCUCAUAAUCUCAGUCAGAUGUAUGCUUGUGUGUAUGCAUGAGGAAAAUGUUUUCAAAAUUAUUUGCUGUUGUAGCCCAUUUGGAUGCCUGUAUUUAUUAUCUGAUACCAUAAACGGACCUCAUGGUGGCUGGGCCACGCUGGAGAUUUGGAACAUUCUGUUUCCUUCUUUAUUCUCAGAGGUUUAUCAAAGAACAGGUAGAGGUAGCAAGGCAAAAAAACAGUAUGUUCAUUGUUUUAUUCUGAGAAAUAGUCAUGAUUCUCUGAGUUGCUUUCAGGGUUGAAGAUUGCUGUUUUGUAAUAAACUUGAAAUGAGUAGAGUACACUGGACCAUACAUUGUACACUCACACUUGCUUAGAAUUUUCGCAUUGAUUUCAACAUUUUUUUAUACUCAUUUAGAUGAACCAUAUAGAAUUUUAAUAAACUAUGAACUUCCUAAUCUGCCUUCUGAAGUUAUGUUCAUUAUUUUCUUUUCACAAAUAUUAAGCCAAGAGGUUACACAAAGAUUAGUAUUUUUUUUUAUACUUUUUAUUCCUUUCCACACCUGUUUUCCACUGUAGAGCAUCAAAUAAUGUUACCUCUUACUGUUUUAGCUGAAACGGAUUAAGAUGAAGAGACAAUUUAGUUCCUCUGGAGUUUUUGUAGUUUUAUGGUCUUUUAAAAAGUGAAAUAAUGAGCUGCCUGCCAGGCCUCAUAAAGCUGACAAAUGUUAGGAAAUUACAACAUGAUUCAACAUAAUCUGACCCGCCUCUGUUGCAAUGUUUGUGAUAAAGUUGCUUCGGUGUUUAAGGAUGUUUCAUGUGGAUUCAUUUUCUUGUGUUUAUCAUCACAAAAGAUUAGCUUCUUCCCAUUGUGAAUAUUAAACCUGGUUGUCUUCAAUUUACUUGUUUUUCUGUUUGUGCCAAAGUAAACCUCAGAUAUGUUCAAGCAGCUACAAUGUUUUCAGUAAUUUAACAAAACUGUUUCCCCCUGGGAGCGAAGAUUGAACAGUUGACAGCCAUUACUAAUUUCUUAGGAGGCCACAAUUAAGUUUGUGAUCUCUGUUUUUAUCCACUUCAAGACUGCAGAAACUUGGCUGGCUGGGACAUUUUUAUUCCGUGUUUUCUUUGGGUAUUUGACUUACAGAUGUGUAAUUUAUAUCUUAACCAAACCAGGUUCCAUUAAAAAGGCCUUAAUCAGCUCUUUGCAUUUGUUGGCACAGUAGCUGAGCAGUAUUAAUGUUUAAUACUUGGCCUCUCCUGCUUUGUGCUGAUCACAAAGCAGGACAAAGCUGAUCAUUAUUACAUACCGUGAUCUCUAAUAGAGCUUAAAUGUAUUCCGCAGACCAGCAGGCCUUGGUCUCAUAAUGUUUCCUCUAUGUAUUGUACAUCCUACUUCUGAAUGUGUCUUUAACAACGUGUUUGUACUGUAAAGUAAUGCAAAAGUCCAUGUGUAGUUUGAUGUCACAUGAUUUAAACUGUCAGUAGUUAGAAUAAAAUCUUUGGUGCUAGUAUUAGUCCGCACAGUAGAUUACACUUAGAGCAGCUAGAUGAAUAUUCAUUUUCCAAAAUCAGACUUUUUUUUUUUUGUGAUAAGAGGCUUUGUGCCAAGUUAGGAUUAUUAAAAAUUAUCUUUUGUAGAGUUACCAGCAGUAACUGAGCUGUGUCAUUUGUCAGGAAUGAAGACACACAAACCAUUUGAUCAUGUUAUUGAAUCACGCAUCCUGGAAACUCCUGGAAACUGUUCACAGAUGAGUUUAAUCAAGUCAUUCAUCAGACUUCACAUUUGUGUAAACUGGAUUUUUGCAACAUGUUGUAAUGUUUGAAGACCUACUGCAAUCGCAUGUGUAACCAGCAGGCUGUGCAAGUGGACCACUUGAAUGUGAUUAGAAGUUGUUUCCUUUGUUUGGCUAAAAAUCUGUCUGCAAUUUUCCAAAUAAACACUGACGACUCAGUCAUUUGUGCA